AUGAAAUCGUUCAUCGUAUUCGCUUUGGUCCUGGCUACCGCCCUCGCCGCCCCCCCACAAACCAACGAUCGCGACGCUCAAAUCGUCCGUUACGAGAGCGACAACAUCGGAAUAGAUGGAUACAGCUAUGGUUUUGAGACCUCCAACGGCAUCCAAGCGUCCGAGAACGGUGCACUGACGAACCCUGGAACAGAUGCUGAAGCUCUCGAAGUUCGCGGGGCAUUCUCUUACUACGGUCCCGAUGGUAUCCUCUACGAAGUCACAUACACCGCCGACAAGGACGGUUUCCAUCCUAAUGGCGCUCACUUUCCCCAAGCCCCC
This is a messenger RNA of Brenthis ino (lesser marbled fritillary), 321 nucleotides long. NCBI's taxonomy places the organism in Eukaryota, Metazoa, Arthropoda, Insecta, Lepidoptera, Nymphalidae. The record is from the annotation of a GenBank genome assembly.